Sinocyclocheilus rhinocerous is the source of this 1279-nucleotide messenger RNA. RefSeq names its product trypsin-like. Gene Ontology annotation, biological process: proteolysis. The transcript has 5 exons. The record is from RefSeq and is a predicted model, not a curated record. NCBI's taxonomy places the organism in Eukaryota, Metazoa, Chordata, Actinopteri, Cypriniformes, Cyprinidae. Gene Ontology annotation, molecular function: serine-type endopeptidase activity. Bases 12 to 911 code for a protein of 299 amino acids.
UGUGUCAAGCUAUGUGUUUUGCAGGAGCCAUACUUCUUAACAUAACAGUGUGCGGUCAGGCUCCUCUCAACACCAAGAUUGUUGGAGGACAAGCUGCAGUUCAGGGGUCUUGGCCGUGGCAAGCAAGCCUUCAUAGAAUUACGUCUGGAAGUCAUUUCUGUGGUGGGAGUCUAAUCAAUAAAGACUGGGUUUUGUCUGCAGCUCACUGCUUCCAGAGCACCGCUGUGUCUAAUGUAAAAAUCUACCUCGGCCGUCAACUCCAAACGGGCUCAAACCCGAAUGAGAUCUCCAGGACAGUGACUCGGCUCAUCACCCAUCCCAGCUAUAGCACAACUACCCAAAACAAUGACAUAGCACUGCUGCAGCUCUCCUCUUCUGUGACGUUCACUGAUUAUAUUAGGCCAGUUUGUCUGGCGGCUGCUGGUAGUGUAUUUGGUGGAGGUACUAAGAGUUGGAUCACUGGAUGGGGCAAACUCAAAUUUGCAGACACCCAGAUUCCAAACAUACUGCAGGAGGUGCAGAUACCAAUUGUAAGCAACAGUGUUUGUAAUAAGGCCUACGGAGGAAUCAUUACAAGCAACAUGCUGUGCGCUGGACUAGAUGAGGGUGGAAAAGAUUCAUGUCAGGGAGACUCUGGAGGUCCAAUGGCAAAUAAGAACAAUUCCCAGUGGAUUCAGUCUGGCAUUGUGAGUUUUGGGCAAGACUGUGGAAUACCCAAGUUCCCUGGUGUUUAUACCAGAGUGUCUCAAUACCAGUCUUGGAUCAGCUCUCAAAUAAGCAGCGAUCUACCAGGAUUUGUCUCAUUCACCUCCACUGAAUCAAGCUCAGGCUCACCCAGUCUCCUCUUAUUUUCCCUUUCUCUCACAUCAUUAAUCAUUCCUCUGAUUUUCUCCUUAUUUGUAUUUUCUUGAUUUUUAUUAUUUCAUUUUGGUUAUGCUUUAAUACAUUAGAGUAUUCGUAUUCUUUAAAAUAUAGUACUACUAGUGUACUAUUAGUAUGUAUGUGUAGGCCUAUAUAUAGGAAAUCUUGAUAUAGACCCUUUGUCAACAUGAAUAAAUACAAAUCCACUGCAGUCACUUUGAAUUCAAAUAAAGUUUUGCUCAAUUACAAUAACAGUGUACAGUAAUCUAAUACUUUGCACUCUGUAAUAGAAACGGAAGAAGUGUAACUUAUGCACACUGAUGGCCCCAGAUGUAUAAUUUAUCUGAAACCUGUACUUGAUUUCCUCUUUUUCCAUGUUAUAUAAACCAAAUAAAUGAGAAAAAGCUAUUGAGCUAUG